This is a messenger RNA of Polypterus senegalus (gray bichir), 2669 nucleotides long. RefSeq names its product atlastin 3 (gene atl3). The transcript has 13 exons. Gene Ontology annotation, molecular function: GTPase activity; GTP binding. Gene Ontology annotation, biological process: endoplasmic reticulum organization; protein homooligomerization. Lineage: Eukaryota; Metazoa; Chordata; Cladistia; Polypteriformes; Polypteridae. The coding region runs from base 142 to 1692 and encodes 516 amino acids. The record is from RefSeq and is a predicted model, not a curated record.
ACAACUUGGACAAGCUUGGUGGACGAAACAAGGUCAACUGUAAUUUCCCUGUAGCCAUCAGUCGUCGGGUAUUAAAUAGACGAGUCCAAGGUAAAAGCUGGAGUCUGCUUAUAGAGACUGCUGACGACAGAGAGGGCAAAGAUGCACCCCACGCCAGUCCAGAUUGUGAAUGUACAUAAAGAAGACCACACCUUUGAAUUGGACAUAGAGGCCCUGGAGAGUGUCCUGCUUCAGGAUGGUGUCCGAGACCUUGAUGUAGUUGUGGUCUCUGUUGCCGGUGCUUUCCGUAAGGGCAAGUCUUUCCUGCUAGAUUUUAUGCUACGCUACAUGUCUAGAAAGAAAGAGGCUGACUUGUGGCUUGGUGGGGAAGAUGAACCUUUAUCUGGAUUUUCUUGGCGGGGAGGUUCUGAGCCAGAGACAACAGGAAUUCAGAUCUGGAGUGAAAUAUUUGUGGUGGAGAAGCCCAACAAGAAAAAGGUGGCUGUAGUGCUGAUGGACACUCAGGGUGCCUUUGAUAGCCAGUCAACAGUGAAGGACUGUGCCACUAUAUUUGCUCUUAGUACUAUGACCAGUUCAAUCCAGAUUUAUAAUCUCUCCCAGAAUAUUCAAGAAGAUGACCUUCAGCAGCUGCAGUUGUUUACAGAGUAUGGCCGCCUUGCUUUGACUGAGAUAUCCCAAAAACCAUUCCAGUCGCUGGUAUUCCUAGUUCGUGACUGGAGCUGUCCAUAUGAAUACGAUUAUGGUGUAGAUGGCGGAAUGAAAUUCCUGGAUAAACGCUUGCAGGUGAAGGAGCAGCAACAUGAGGAAAUACAGAAUGUACGUCGACACAUUCACUCGUGUUUCACUAAUGUCAGCUGUUUUCUUUUGCCACACCCUGGGCUGAAGGUAGCAACUAGCCCCAAGUUUGAAGGACAACUUUUUGAUAUUGCAGAUGAUUUUAAAACUCAGCUAAAAGUUCUGGUACCCUUGUUGCUGAAACCUGAGAACCUGAUGGAGAAGGAAAUUAAUGGGUCCAAAGUGACAUGUCGUCAACUCCUUGAAUAUUUUAAGGCCUAUAUUAAGAUAUACCAAGGAGAGGACUUACCUCAUCCAAAGUCCAUGCUUCAGGCCACAGCUGAAGCAAACAACCUUGCUGCAGUAGCAUCUUCCAAAGAUCUCUACUAUAACUUGAUGGAACAAACCUGUGGAGGUGACCGGCCCUAUGUGUCUCCUCAGAUUCUAGAGGAAAAACACCAGCAAUUUAUGCAGCAAUCUCUGGAAAAUUUCAGGAAAAUUAAGAAGAUGGGAGGCAAAGAGUUCAGCCAGCGUUACCAAGACCAGCUUGAACAGGAGCUGGAUAGUUUGUUUGCCAACUUCCUCAAACACAAUGAGGGAAAAAACAUAUUCAGCACCUUCCGAACACCAGCAAUUCUGUUUGUGCUCAUCAUAGCCCUCUACCUGCUUUCUGGCAUAUCUGGUUUUGUGGGGCUGUCGCUGGUGGCUCAGCUGUGCAAUUGCAUCAUUGGGCUUGUCCUCAUUGCUCUGUUUUCUUGGGCUUACAUCCGCUACUCUGGACAGUACCGGGACCUUGGAGCAGUCAUCGACAAUGGAGCUGGAAUGGUACUUGAUCAGGUGACAUCAAGAAUGAACAACACAGCAGCUGCAAGAGUCCUUGCUCCUCUGGGGCCACCAGCUAAGAAAAAAGACAGUUAACUUUUCCUUAUUUUAUUGUGGAGUCAUCAGCUACAUUUCUGAAACUAGCUUUAAAUCUUUAAAAAAAAAUCUAGCAGUGCCUUUUUACUUUCUGGAGAUUGGAAAAGCUUUGCUGUCCUGUCAGUAGUUUGUGUCAUUUCUUAACAGUGCUGAGGUGUCUGUGACAUAUAGAGGAUUCUUGACUUCAUUUCUGCUAAAGUUACACGUCUUAAACUGGCAUUCAUUUAUUUCACUGACUGUUUUUGUUAUAUUGCUUUUUAUUUACUUUUUCAAAAGCAACUGUUUUUAUUUCUGGAUUUUUUUUUUUACUUUUAAUACAGUAUAAGUUCCAGUUUCUUCUGUCCUGCCAGUCUGGAUUUUAUUUUGAAUAAUCACGCAUACAGGCAACAUGGCGAAGACCAAAACUAUAACCUACUCACAGUCUGAAAUGAUUUCUUAUGUGUUGUACUGUUCUUAAUAUAUAUCACCCUCUGUAACGAAAAUGUAAAUGUAAGUGUAUGUUUCUAAAGCCAGUCCAUUGAAGAGUCUUAAAUCGGGUGGAGAAUUGUUUUGGCAACUUGAAGUAAAGUACAGUGGUAUGUAUAACUUAGUUGAAAUUAAUCUUCUUCCCACUGACUUUCUUAGUGGUGUUUGUACAGGAGUAUGAAUUUGCAGAAUGAGGCACUGGAAAAUCCCACUCUGCCAAAUUUCACAUUCCAGCUAAAGGGUGUGGGGUGCACAUGAAAAAAAUGUCUUGCUCUUGGCUUGAAUGACCUUCUGUUUUGUGGAUUUGUCUACUUGCAGAAUCAAUUAGAGGCAGUUAUUUUUAUGAAGCCUCUGUGCCUGGGUAUACAAGAGAAUUUUAUUCUUUUUUUUUUUAUCAAUGUGCAAGUUAUUGUGCUUCGGAAAUAUACUAGUACUGACGCAUAAAUCUGAAAAAGAAACGUUUAAAAUUAUGUUAUCUGUACAAUAAAAAUACGCAAUUAUUUUGAAUAUUA